GACACCUGCCACGACACGGAAGGAAGAUUUUGUGUCAUUGAGUGAAUCCAGUAUAUACCGUAGACAUGAGGUGGCACGCUCCACAGAAGGCCAGCGCCUCCUAUUCAUGCUCUGGGAACUCAGGCAACAUGUCUGGGAAAGAGGACUUGGAAAUCAAUGAGUGCCAGUUAUCCACCAUCCAAGUGGCAACGCAUGGAGAGACCACACUAAACGGGGACAGCCAGGCAUGUGCCCGUGGUGGGGCCGUAAAGGUGGAGAAAAGGCGCAACUGGGGUUGGCUUUUGUCCGGAUUCAUCUGUUUAAAUGUACUGCUCCUGGGAAUUGUUUUUGUCAGCGGUAGCGUCUUUAACGGUGCGCAGAUUUCAACUUCACACCUACAGAUUUUCCUCAUCUUAAUCGUUCUUCUCACUACCAUAUGGAUGGUUUACUACAAAGCCCACACAGCGAGGGUGUAUCGUGCAGUACUUUACAAAGACAGCCACGCCGGACCCGUCUGGCUAAGAGCUGGCCUGGUUCUGUUUGGCAUCUGCAGUGUUAUCAUGGACAUUUUUAAGAUCGUUUACUAUGUGGGUUAUGCACAGUGCGAGUCGCCGGUGAAGAUCGCGUUUCCUGUUGUGCAAGCCGUGUUUGUUAUUGUGCAGACUUAUUUUCUCUGGGUCCACGCCAAAGACUGCGUACAGCUACAGCAAAGCAUCACACGUUGUGGUCUGAUGUUGACGUUGUCGACGAACCUUGUGGUUUGGAUGACAGCCGUGACAGAGGAGUCACUUCAUCAAACCAUUAUUCCAAGCAACGGUUCAUCUAACACCCCUCACAGCUUCAACUUGACAGAGAAAGCAGCAGACAUGAGUGACUGCGAAUGCAGCCACAACGUAUGUGACGUCUUCGAAAAGGCCUACUAUUACCUGUACCCCUUCAACAUCGAGUACAGCCUCUUUGCCUCGGCGAUGACCUACGUCAUGUUGAAGAACAUCGGCCGCCAGAUGGACGAACACCACAACCAUCAUCUCAAAUUCAGCAUAUGGGACGUUCUGGUCGGUCCGGUGGCCGGACUCAUCAUUCUGGUGGUGGGUCUGGCUACGUUUGUGGUCUACGAAGUGGACGUGUCUAAGGGAGACCCAAUCAAGAAGUUGGAAGCCCUGACCAUCUAUUACAGCAACAACAUAGUCACCGUCCUACUGAUGUCCAUAGCAACUCUGUCCGGUUGUAUUAUCUUCCAGCUGGAUAAGAGGGAGCAUGUGUCCGAGAAGAACCCUACGCGGAGUCUAGACGUGGGACUGUUGGUGGGAGCGUCGCUGGGCCAGUUCCUCAUCAACUACUUCACUAUAGUGGCUGUGCUGGCGUCAGGGGUCAAAGGACGCGUGAACAAGCUCAGUCUGGUCUCGUCUCUUCUGACCGUGAUCCAGCUGUGUCUACAGAACGCCUUCCUCAUCAAAGGCCUCCACCGAAAGCCGUUCAAAGAGACACACACGGCCACCGUCUUCGCUAACGUCAGGGUCGUUCAGAGAGACCCGGAAAGACGGGCCAGCUCUAUCGUUCCAGCACACACACUACCCAUCCCCUUGACGCUGUUUCAGAGCCGUCUCUCCUGGAAGAGGAGGAUCCUAAAGGAGAUCUGCGCCUUCUUGUUACUCUGCAAUGUCAUUCUGUGGAUUAUACCGGCAUUCGGAGCCCGGCCUCAGUUUGACAACACUGUCGGAUCAGACAUCUAUCAGUUUCAAACAUGGGUAACUGUGGUGAAUAUCGGGAUGCCGUUUGGGAUCUUCUACCGCAUGCACUCGGUGGCCAGUUUGUUUGAGGUCUGCUUUGCCUCAUAAAUACACUGAUCACACAAGAACUCUUACUGUCAGAUGAUGCACAUCACUUUGUAAUAUUAUAUAUACUAUAUAUAUAUAUAUAUAUAUAUAUAUAUAUAUAUACAUUUAUUUUUAUAGGGUAUUUUUGUUUAGCUAAAAGUUUUAUUUUUUAUCGACAAUACUGUCGUGUAUAUGUUUGUUCGAGAAUUUGUGGAUGUCUUGUGGGGAUCAUGUUGAAUGAACUGAAAUCUUAUGAAAUAUGUGUAAGAUGUCACAUAUCUAUUAAAAUUUGGCUUAACGCUGUUACAAUACUCUGAGAGUAAAGCUAAGAGCUGUACCCUUUAUAGAUUCAAUGGAUCACUGGAUUUUACUCCGAAUAAAAUGAAGGAAUAUGGUGAACUGCUUUGAUUCUUUGGAGAGAAAUGAAGGUUGAACCAAUUGCCUCGAUACAUUUAAAGUCAUGUUAUUGAUAAAACCACCGAUUAAAUUAGGAUACAAGCAAACAUUAAAAUACAUGAACAUAAUCUUGUCUAAAUACUGUCACAAAUAAAUUAAAACAUUCUGGUUAUAGUCAUCGACACGUUAAACAAUACAGAAUAUAAUACGAAGACAGACACCAUUCAACGUCGAAUAAUCAGAGAGGGUGCUCGCUGCAGAGCCAGAGUGGUAGAAGUCGGAAGGUCAAAACCCAAAACUGUCAGGGCGAGAUGCAACGAGACCUGAAACUGUACAUUUCAGAAGAAAUCUUCCCAGUUUGAGGACUGAAGAGUAAAAUCUCAGUGCUACUGUGCUGUUUGAGUGAUAUCUGCACAAAAUUGUGUGCCAUCCAGUUAUUCAAAAGUAGUAUAUACUGGAUCUAGUGGGCAGGCAUAAAGCGGGAGUUCAGCCAUAGGCUAUGUAAGGAAAUGUGUGCUAGUUGCUGCUGACAUAGUUAAUGCACUAUUUUUCUCUAAUCUUUUUCUGUCAUGACUAUGACUGAUUAUUUUCAACAUGCUCAGUACGGUUCUGUGACAAACGGCAUGAAAU
Molecule: messenger RNA, 2822 nt
Organism: Paramisgurnus dabryanus
Lineage: Eukaryota; Metazoa; Chordata; Actinopteri; Cypriniformes; Cobitidae
Source: RefSeq, a predicted model, not a curated record